UGAACAACCACCAAUAAAGAACUCCGUACGAACCACAAACUAGCAACCAAUAACCGAAAGAAAAUACCCUUAAAAAAAGAAAAAAAGAAAAAAAGAAAAAAGAAAUGAAGGCAUCGAUCAAGCUUCGGGAGGACGAGCUCAAGCCCCCGCUCCUUCGCGCCAAAGUCCCCAUCUCCGUCUUCAACCUCCCCUUCGCCGCCUCCAUCGCCGCCGGCGACCCCUCCGACCUCUCCUUCCACAUCAUCACCUCCUUCUCCUCCCUCCCCUCCCUCAAGCUCUCAUACCACCCUAACCCUAACCCUAACCCUAACCCCAGCCCCUUCACCCUCACCCUCAAGUCCGGCGCCGGCCGCUUCGGAUCCCCCGCCAACUCCCCCCUCCACAUCUCCUUCCGCCUCUCCCCGAACCCUAACCCUAGCUUCUCCAUCCACUUCAAACCCCAGCUCGGCCACUUCUCCCUCUCCAGGCGGCCGAUCCCCGUGGUGUUCCCUCCGGAGAGGAUCGGGAUCGAAGAGCUAAUACGCGGCGGAGUCGGGGUGAGGGUGAGGACUUCGGUGCCGCUGGGGCCGAGGGCGGGCCUGAAGGUGAGGUGGGCGGCGAAGAUACCGCCGGCGGUGACGGGAUCUUCCGGGGUUUUCCGGAGAUUGCCGUACCUGAGUAUGGAUAAGAUUAGCAUCGAGAGAGUGGAGGAGGACGAGGAGGAGGAGGAGGAGAGGAGAGGGGUGAAGGAGUGGAGCGAGAAGGAUUUGGAGGGGAUGAGAGGGAUGUGCUUUUGGAUGGGGAAGGAGGUGGAGGAGCUGAAGAAGGAGAGCGGCGAGAUUAAGGAGAGUGUUGAGGGGUUAAAGAAGAAGUUUUUGGAGGUGAAUGAGAUUCACGAGGGAGAAAGAGGCAAGAUUAAUGCUGGCAACUUUAGAGGGAGCAAUGGGAGCUUUGGUGCUGCGGGGAGACGAGCUUGAUUGGUACUUGGUAACUCAAAGAUCCCAUCUUUUUUUUUAAUUUAGACACUUCAACGUGAUUUCUUUGUAGUUUCUUUUGUGUGUAUAGAAGUAGAACUGUAUGGGUUUUGGGUUGAGGAAGAGUGAAAUUACCUUUGCAGUUAAACAUGGUCUUUUUCAACAUAGAUGAAAUGCAAAGGAUAAGGUAGUGAUGUAUAGUAUAGUAGAGUAGUAAUUUAUUUCUUUUCUUUUGGGAUAAUUGUUGUGACUUGCUAUUUGCUAACAAAACGGGGAAGUGUCAUCUUUCCUAAUGCUGCUCUAACUAUAAUUUCUUUCGAUUGUCAAGUUGAAAA
Messenger RNA from Asparagus officinalis (garden asparagus), 1288 nucleotides. RefSeq lists its product as uncharacterized. The transcript has a single exon. Bases 105 to 956 code for a protein of 283 amino acids. The record is from RefSeq and is a predicted model, not a curated record. Lineage: Eukaryota; Viridiplantae; Streptophyta; Magnoliopsida; Asparagales; Asparagaceae.